Messenger RNA from Puccinia graminis f. sp. tritici CRL 75-36-700-3, 690 nucleotides. RefSeq lists its product as uncharacterized. NCBI's taxonomy places the organism in Eukaryota, Fungi, Basidiomycota, Pucciniomycetes, Pucciniales, Pucciniaceae. The record is from RefSeq and is a predicted model, not a curated record. Gene Ontology annotation, biological process: regulation of transcription by RNA polymerase II. Gene Ontology annotation, cellular component: nucleus. The transcript is spliced from 4 exons. The coding region runs from base 1 to 690 and encodes 229 amino acids.
AUGAAGAGACAAAAGGAGGCUAGUGAGAAUCAGAAGCUGUCAGCGUUUGGGAUCUCCGGGACCGGCGAUAUUGAUCCACGAGAGGUACCCCAGCUAUGUGCCAUCUGGUGUGCUCAAUCAGCCCACCCUUUCUCAGCUCUCAGUGAACAGGCGCAUCGAGGCAUCUUACACCCGGUUGUUGUCAAGAACCUACCGGGUCAAAGGUCAGUAUCAGAUGACAUAGGUUGCUUGUACACAGCUGUGCAGGAGAGUAUAAUAGAAUCGCUUAAGGAUCAUAAGGGUGCAAUGUACUUGGGAUUAGAUGUCUGGCAGUCCCCAAAUGGGUUUGAUGUAUUAGGGUUGGUGAUAUACCGUCUGGUCGAAGAAGGGGCUGAUUUCCGCUUGGAGUCAAUGCCUCUUGACUUUGUCAAGCUGCAACAAAGCCACACUGGUGUGUAUUUGGCAGUAACUGUUGAUCUGAUUGUUGAGAAGUUUGGAGUGAAGGAUAAGAUAUGUGGUAUUGUGACAGACAAUGCCAGUAACAACAAGACAAUGAUUGAAGAUUUGAGAUCAUACAAAUGGCCGCGGUUGAAAGGUGAAGGCCAAUGGAUUCGCUGUUUUGCUCACAUUCUCAACCUCAUAGCUCAGGCCAUCUUGAGACCCUUUGGAAGCAACAAGCGCAAGAACAAUGCUGGCGCCUCGCUGUGGUAA